CCAGCGUUAGCAGUGUGCCACCCCUAACUGACAAGAAGUUGAACAGAUUCAGCACCCUUGUUGGCCUUGCUCCCCCCCCUCCAGUAACAGGAUUCCGCUGUUUCUCACAGAAGAACUCCUCGUUGUCCCAGCAGUGAUGACUGACACCAUGUUUGGGAGUGGCAAUGAUCAGUGGAUCUGUCCCAAUGACAGACAGCUAGCACUGAGGGCCAAGCUUCAGACUGGCUGGUCUGUGCACUCGUACCAAACCGAGAGACAAAGAAAGAGUCAGGUGCUUGAGAAGCAAGAGCUGGACAUCAUUCUGAGUGUCAUCCACAGAGCGGAGCAACUGGACCAGCUAGAGCAGCACAGGAUUGGGCGUCUGGUGGAACGUCUGGAGAACAUGCGGCGGAGCGCGGUGGGGAACGGCCUGUCCCAGUGCCUGCUGUGCGGGGAGCUGCUGGGGCUGCUGGGGGCGCCGUCAGUGCUGUGCCAGGACUGCUGCAAGAAAGUGUGCACAAAGUGUGGCAUUGAGACUGCGUCCAGUCAGAAGAGACUCCAUUGGCUGUGCAAAAUCUGCAGUGAGCAGCGAGAGGUACCUUCCUACAGUGCCUUAUUAUUGACUCUUACACUAGAUUAAUCAAGUCUGCGGACUGAGUCUUGCCGUUCUUAUCUAAGCAAAGCAACAAUACGAACCACACAGCAAGACAACUUUCAAAUGAUGAACGCACCUUGUGCAAUUAGACAAACAAGGUUCAGAGCUUUUGCACGAAAUGGCCAGUAAUCAGUUUGGUUAAGUUUGGUUGGUAUGAUAAGAACACACGGAAGAUUUUGUGGCUGAGGUACAAGAUUUGCUCGUAGUGAUGAAGUACCUUAGUGAGGUCACUCCCUUAUUACAUUAUGGACAAUCCUCACCCAAUCCCUGUGGUCACAGUCCCAUGUCCUUCCAAUAUGAAUCAGCUUAGUAAUAUUACCCAUGUAGCCGUGUGUUGACACUAGGGAGAGGGAUUCUGAGUUCUCAUGAUGCAGAGGACGGAUACAGUGUAUAGUUCUGGCAGGCAAAAUUGCAAU
Messenger RNA from Alosa alosa (allis shad), 1050 nucleotides. Its product is annotated as rab effector Noc2-like. The transcript is spliced from 6 exons. Gene Ontology annotation, biological process: intracellular protein transport. The coding region runs from base 137 to 619 and encodes 160 amino acids. The record is from RefSeq and is a predicted model, not a curated record. Gene Ontology annotation, molecular function: small GTPase binding. Lineage: Eukaryota; Metazoa; Chordata; Actinopteri; Clupeiformes; Clupeidae.